UUUCCAUUUCCAUAUCCAUAUCCAUUUCCCACUUACCGUUCUUACUUUCCCUUUGCAGCAGCGCCAAGGCGGACAAGAAUCGCAUAAAUCUAAACAUAGUCCUGUCCCAGACGAUAAGGGCCACCAACGAGCGUGAGCAGGAGCCGGAUUUCGAGCAAGAUCAGGACCAGGAGCCGGAGCAUCACUCACAACAGGCUGAGAUCCCUGCAGAGAUCCCUCUGAGCAUCUCGCCUGCCUUGACCGUCCAGCGGCGUCCGCCCCUGGUGCGUGCUAUGUCCGCUCCGGUCCGUGGUCUGGACGAGAGCAGCAAGGGCGUCAUAGCCGCCAGCAAGCGGAGUCAGCAGAAGCUGCGUCGACGCAAGAUCUUUACCAGGACUCCAUCCACUUCGGUGGUGACUGGUGGCGUUGGCAUAGAUGUGCUUGGCGGCGGCGACUCAUCCUCCUCGGGAGGAGGAGCAACUGGUUCCAGCAGCUCUUCAAAAAAGGCUCUGAAUCGUGCACGCAGCGUGGUGGCUCCAGAUGUCAUUACUCUGGUCUCCCUGUUGAGUUCCGAGGGCAGUGAUUCCGAGCGGGAAGACAACUGCUCCACGGUGGUCACCUCGACGCCAGCUGGCGGAGGGGAGAAACAGCAGCCAGGAACCGGAGCGCAGCGAAGGGCUCCCCUCUUGAGGAAGACGGGCAAAUCGGUCUCGUUUCAAGACAGCUAUCCGCCCACCUUUCAACUGGCCUCCAAGGAGUACUCGCACAUGAUCCGACGCGGAUCGAUAGCUCCUUUGGCUGCCCGCAUCCGAGCCAACCGGCCACCCACAGCGCCGCCCGUUUCCAUUUUCCUAACCGACGUCGUCGUUGGUGUUACUCCGGGCAAGAUGGAUCAGCAGAAGAAGGAGGGCUCACAGGACGAGAUCCCUUUAACGCCACCGGAUGAGGCCAAGAAGGAGAACAACAAUAAUGCGGCCAACUGUGAGGAGCAGCCACCCCAGCCGGAUCACAAUUAUCCAAACUAUGUGCGUAGCCUAAAGGAACGCGAGUGCUGGAAGCUGCAUCAGAAGAUGGGAGCCAAGGGUGUUAAUGUAAGCUAUGAGACCGUGCUCAGGGGCAUGUUGACGCCCACAGAAUUCCGGCACUACCAGAAGCAGCGAGAACAGGAGGAGGCUCGUGUCUUGGAGGAGGCAGAGGCUGCCGAGGCAGCCGCCGCAGCAGCCAUCCUGGAGAGCGGCGAGAAGGAUAACCGCAAGGCUCCAGUCACGGCCAUAGAACGAUUCUCGGAGGCUCUGCUUCAGAGCAAGUAGAGGGGGAGCAGUAUCCAAGAGGAUCAGGAGCAGAUCUCCCAAAAAAAAACCGACCAUUAAAUUGCAUUUGCCUCUAGGGGACGUAGCAGUAGUCGAGCACUCGUUAAACCGCAGUCGCACCCCGCUGAUAAAAGACACCACUGACCGGCGUCCACUCGGUAGUUAUAGAUGGUACCCGUAAUCCGGAGUCCACCAGUCCGGGACUCCACUCCUCAAGCUUAAGUGGACGCUGAGCCUGGCCAAUAAACGCAAAAGCAAUACCCCCUCCUGUAGACCCUUAACAAUAAAGAAUACU
Messenger RNA from Drosophila kikkawai, 1584 nucleotides. RefSeq lists its product as uncharacterized. The record is from RefSeq and is a predicted model, not a curated record. Lineage: Eukaryota; Metazoa; Arthropoda; Insecta; Diptera; Drosophilidae.